Sclerotinia sclerotiorum 1980 UF-70 is the source of this 1572-nucleotide messenger RNA. RefSeq lists its product as hypothetical. Gene Ontology annotation, molecular function: carbohydrate:proton symporter activity. Gene Ontology annotation, cellular component: membrane. Gene Ontology annotation, biological process: carbohydrate transport; transmembrane transport. The transcript is spliced from 6 exons. Bases 1 to 1572 code for a protein of 523 amino acids. The record is from RefSeq and is a predicted model, not a curated record. NCBI's taxonomy places the organism in Eukaryota, Fungi, Ascomycota, Leotiomycetes, Helotiales, Sclerotiniaceae.
AUGUUGGCCGACGAAAAAAUAGGUGCGGAGGAGACACACCAAGAACAUGUAGGUGCCAUUGCGAAGGACGAGAGUAAUAUAGCUCAAGUCAAGGUUGUGACCGGCGAUGAGGCUUUUGCGCAAGCGAUGUUGAAGGAGCCACCAAAAACGUGGUCGGCUCGAUCCUUUAUACUAUACGCCUGUGCCGUGGUAGCUUUCUUCUGCAGUACAUGCAACGGAUUCGAUGGCUCUAUGUUCAACUCCCUCCUCGCAAUGGAGCAGUUUAGAAAGUACUUUAACGUUCAAAACGAUGGUGCUUGGACGGGCAUAGUUACAUCGAUGUAUUCGAUCGGAAGCGUUGUUUCUAUUCCAUUCAUUGGACCAGCGAUUGAUACUUGGGGAAGAAAAGUCGGUAUUUAUAUUGGAGCAUCGUCGAUUGUCUUGGGAACGAUAAUCCAGUCCACCACACUCCACUCGAGUAAUGCGAUCGGACAAUUUAUGGGCGGCAGAUUUUUGCUUGGAUUUGGUGUGGGAAUAGUUGCAUCGGCAGGACCAACGUUUGUUGGCUCAAUUCUUGCUUCUGGAGCUGCACGAGGAAGUGCAAAUCUAACUGGCAAUAUGGCUUGGCAAGUUCCAGUCUGGCUGCAAAUGGCAUUUCCGGGACUUUGCAUCUGCUUGGCAUGGGCUCUUCCCGAAAGUCCACGCUGGCAAUAUGUACACGGCCAGCGAGAAAAGGCGAAAGCAAUGCUUACACGAUAUCAUGGCGAAGGGAAUCCGAAUAGCGUUUGGGUCGAAAUGCAGCUUAAUGAGUAUGAAGAGUUUUUGGAGUUGGAUGGCGCCGAUAAAAGAUGGUGGGAUUAUCGAGCGCUGUUCAAAGACAGGGCUUCAAGAUAUCGUUUAGCUUGCAACUGCACAAUCGCUAUAUUUGGGCAGUGGGCCGGAAAUGGUCCACUUUCGUACUUUAUUUCAGCUGUUCUUGACACGGCAGGAAUCACGAACUCGAUAACACAACUUAACCUCAACCUGGGUCUAAAUGUCAUGCAAUUUGCGCUUGCUCUAUUCGGUGCUACGCUCGUGGAUAAAGUUGGGCGCCGUCCAUUAUUAUUAUUCGCAAACAUCGGAUGCGCCAUAGUCUGGAUCGGAGCCACCGUCUCAUCGUCCAUCAAUUCCAGCACAGGUAGCAAGAGCAGUGGCGGAGCUGUUGUGGCCAUGAUAUUCCUCUUCGAUGCCAUCUUCAGCAUAGGUUUUACACCUUUACAAGCAUUGUAUCCAGUCGAAGUCCUGAGUUUUGAGAUGAGAGCCAAAGGAAUGGCAUUCAGCAACUUUGCUGUGUCAGCAGCGACUCUUGUAAAUCAAUUUGCAUACCCUGUGGCUCUGGAAAAGAUCAAAUGGAAGACAUAUCUUGUUUUUGUGAUUUGGUGUCCAAUCCAAGCUCUUGUGAUUUACUUCUUUAUCCCUGAGACGAAGAACCGUACUUUGGAAGAAUUGGAUAACAUCUUCCGAGCCAAGAACCCGAGGAAAGCAUCUCUGGAGAAAAAGAAGUUAGCUGUUGACGAUGGUGCAAACGUUUUGAAAGUGGAAGAAGUCAUUUGA